UAUGGAAGUUAGCUCGCACCAACGAAGAAUCUGGCAGUUUGCGUCUUGCUACUUGAGAAGCCAAACAUCUCCUUCCUUUUUUCCUUUGUAUAUUUUUUAAUUAAAUUAUCUGUAUGAAAUGACAAGCGGCAGAAUCGGAAACACCGGCCGGCAAGUCUUCUUUUUGACUGUGCAGGUCAGCGGGAAUCAACGAGCGCCCUACUCCGCCAUAAAUUCUUUCGAAGAAUUCUGUCUCCUCUGCAGCUAUUACCCUUCGAAUCGGGGUGACAGGAUCUUGGAAAAGCAAAUUCUGGCGUUGGAUUUGAGGGAAUCGAUCCGUUUCUGUGUGGUUAGUGGUAGAAUGUGAUCGGGCUCAAUCGAAGGGGUUGAAGGAUCUGAACUUGUUUGUUUAUCGGUGGUUUGUGAUUAGAUGGGUUGUUUCUCUUGCUUUGUUUCUGAGGAGGGCGGGGAUUCCCAUUUGCGCGGGGAGGAAGAUGGAAGGAAAGAAGCGCGGACCAUGGAAGCUCCUCGCAUGAAGAUGUUAUCUUCUGCAUCGAGCAAAAUUAGAAGCAGAAACAGUAUGGGUUCUAGAAAGGGUUCAUUGUCUCAGAAGGAUGCGACUGGUGUAACCAUAUCAGCACAGACAUUCACAUUCAGGGAGCUUUCUGCUGCAACAAAGAAUUUUAGACGAGACUGCUUCAUUGGCGAAGGUGGUUUUGGCCGGGUUUAUAAAGGUCGGUUGGAGAACAGUGGACAGAUUGUAGCUAUAAAACGUCUUGACAAGGAUGGGCUGCAGGGAAAUAGAGAAUUUCUGGUGGAGGUUCUCAUGUUCAGUUUACUGCACCAUCAAAACCUUGUUAAUUUAAUCGGCUAUUGUGCUGAUGGAGAUCAACGGCUUCUUGUAUAUGAGUUCAUGCCUCUGGGAUCUCUGGAAGAUCAUUUGCAUUAUCUCCCACCAGAUAAGGAACCCUUGGAUUGGAAUACAAGGAUGAGAAUUGCAGCGGGUGCAGCCAGAGGGCUAGAGUACCUGCAUGAUAAAGCCAACCCUCCAGUCAUCUAUAGGGACUUCAAAUCUUCCAACAUUUUAUUGGAUGAGGGGUUCCAUUCAAAGCUCUCUGAUUUUGGGCUUGCAAAGCUUGGUCCAGUUGGUGACCAGUCUCAUGUUUCAACUAGGGUUAUGGGGACAUAUGGAUAUUGUGCUCCGGAAUAUGCUAUGACAGGGCAGUUGACAGUCAAAUCUGAUGUCUAUAGUUUUGGAGUUGUCUUCCUGGAGCUAAUUACUGGAAGAAAAUCCAUUGACAAUUCCAAACCACAUGGAGAGCAGAACCUUAUUCGCUGGGCCCGACCAAUGCUCAAUGACCAAAGAAAGCUUUCCAAGCUAGCUGAUCCUACGCUCCAAGGACGAUACCCAAUGCGUAGUCUCUACCAAGCUGUUGCCGUGGCCUCCAUGUGCAUCCAAGAAGAGGCAGCUGCGCGCCCACUCAUUGCAGAUGUUGUCACCGCACUGUCAUAUCUAGAAUCGCAAACCUACGAUCCCAAGGCGGUGGCCGCCUACAGCCACCGCCUUGAUCGGCUGAGCCGCGGGUCGAGGGAGGAGAAUCCCAGCCGAGGGAAUCAAGAGGAUGGAAGCAAGUGGGGUUUAUGUGGGAUCGAAAGAGACGACACGCCGAAAGAGAUCGCCGGCGUCAUCAACAAGGAUGUUGAGAGGGAGCGGGCGGUGGCCGAGGCAAUGAUGUGGGGAGCAAACUGGAGGGAGAAACAACGAGCUUCCAGGCACGAGGCCUUGACACUUUGAAAGGAAAAGCAGGAAAGGUAAGGAGGAGCGGGCGGGAUACGGUGUAUAUUGUUAGGAUUUAGGGAGGAGAGCAACCGCAUUCUUUGUGUUUGUUAAAGCGAUAGGAAAUUUUGUCGGAAGGAGGGAAUCUGAUGCUAUCUUUUCAUUUGACCGUUGGGCUUUCUCGGCUAUUACUUGUAUGAGGAUUAUAGCAGAAGUGCUUCGACGAAUGGCAAAAAAACCUAUUAGGAAAAAAAAUUGUUGUUUGUAUCAAUAUUAAAGUUUCUUUAUUUUAAAUUGAUGAAAUUGGGUUUCAUGAAGAUGUAACUGUUUGGUUGAUAGGAGAUUUAGGUUUCAUUUGAGAUGAAUUUCUUUAUACUAGAAAGUUGUUAGUAAGAAAGUCGUCGCAAACGAAGCUUUAAUAAAUGCAUUUUUUAAAAUUGUAA
Dendrobium catenatum is the source of this 2199-nucleotide messenger RNA. Its product is annotated as serine/threonine-protein kinase PBS1. Bases 410 to 1774 code for a protein of 454 amino acids. The transcript is spliced from 5 exons. Gene Ontology annotation, biological process: protein phosphorylation. NCBI's taxonomy places the organism in Eukaryota, Viridiplantae, Streptophyta, Magnoliopsida, Asparagales, Orchidaceae. Gene Ontology annotation, molecular function: ATP binding; protein kinase activity. The record is from RefSeq and is a predicted model, not a curated record.